Messenger RNA from Cucumis sativus (cucumber), 453 nucleotides. Its product is annotated as secreted RxLR effector protein 161-like. The record is from RefSeq and is a predicted model, not a curated record. NCBI's taxonomy places the organism in Eukaryota, Viridiplantae, Streptophyta, Magnoliopsida, Cucurbitales, Cucurbitaceae. The transcript has a single exon. The coding region runs from base 1 to 453 and encodes 150 amino acids.
AUGGCUGAUUGCAAUGCCACAAAGUACUCGAUGGAACCCAAGGCACAACUUCACAAAGACAUGGAAGGAGCACCAAUUGAUGCUACGGAGUAUAGAAGCAUCGUUGGUUGUCUUAGAUACUUACUGAACACAAGACUAUAUCUUUUAUAUGCUGUUGGAAUGGCGAGUAGGUAUAUGGAAAGGCCUACAACCAUGCAUUACAAGGUGGUCAAGCAAAUACUUAGGUAUUUGAGAGGAACAAUUCACUUUGGGCUCACUUAUACGAAAGGUCCCAAAGAAUUUGAUAUAUUCGGUUACUCUGAUAGUGAUUUAGCCGAUGAUCUCGACGGGAGGAAAAACACAAGUGGAAUGAGAUUCUACUUAAAAGAAAGCUUGGUUUCAUUGAAUUUGCAAAAGACGAUGGCACUCUCAUCUUGUGAAGCCGAGUUCAUUGCAGCUUGCCAAGCAUUGUGA